GGUUGUCCCCCUCUUAUUUAUCGUUUAGUGUUCACAAGUCAAAUUCUGUUUAGUUUCUGCUCACCGGCCGUCGGCGUUGUUACUGGCGAUUUAUACUACUGUGCUCAGUACAAGAUAAAUCGUAACAACGCCAUCAAAGAUAAAAAUGGCUCAGUUUGCGCUAGCACUAUUGUUAUUGGGCCUUUUCUCAAAUGGUGUAUUAUCGGUUAAUGAUCGUCUCCGAGAAGUUUUUAAUUGGAGACAAGUAGAUUUUGUGUUUCCUGAUCAACAAACAAGACAACAGGCGAUCAAUAAUAGAGAGUUCAUUCAAGCUAAUAAUAUGCCUUUGGGCUUGGAAGUUUGGAGAAAUAGAUUGUUCAUUACUGUACCCAGAUGGAAGGCCGGUGUGGCAUCCACAUUGAAUUACAUAAAUUUGGAUUCAAGUAAUCGCAAUCGCUCACCACCACUUAUUCCUUAUCCAAGUUACGAAAUGAACCGUUUGCCAACUCGUUAUGAGCGACCAGUUGACCACAUAAUCAAUACUUUUCGUCUGAGUGUUGAUAAGUGUGACCGCUUAUGGGCGAUUGAUAUGGGAGCUUCAAAUGGGACAAUUGUAGGAGAACCACAGUUGUUUAUAUUUGACUUGAACCGAGACCGUACUGUUAGACAAUUCACUAUCAGUUCUCGAUUGAGACGUACCGAUGGUAGUACUUGGUUUCCUGGUUUGAUUGUCGACUCAGAACCUGGGGAAUGUGACCGCUCUUUUGCCUACUUACCAGACAUAGGUUGGGGCAUGGUUGUAUACAGCUUUCAGUCUAACGAAGCAUGGCGCAUUGAACAUAAUUACUUCUAUUUCGACCCAUUAUCCACAGUAUUCAAUAUGGGUGGUGUACGGGUAGAAUGGACUGAUGGUGUAUUUGGUUUGGGUUUGUCGGAACGCCAUUCUGACGGUUACCGGACUCUUUACUUUCAAGCAUUAGCUAGCACACGAAUAUUUUCUGUCAAUACACGUUUACUUCAGGCAAAUGUCAGCAUGACAUCGGAAAUUUUUGACCAAUACGUUCAUCAUGGACAUCGUCCUGCUGGAAUGCAAGCUGCUUCCAUGUCUAUGGACGAGGUAUCUGGGGCUAUAUUUUUUGCUUUGAUUAAUCAAGACGCUAUUGGUUGUUGGAAUCCUAGGCGUUUUCAAAGGCAUUCUAUCGGAAAUAGUGCCAUUGUUGCUCAGGAUCGUACCACUUUAUUUUUCCCUGCUGACCUUAAGGUCGAUUUGCAAUCGAACUUUUGGGUACUCAGUGAUAGGAUGCCCGUAUUUCGAUUCCAGGUAAACCGUUUUGAUGUCAAUGAUGUCAAUUACCGUGUUUUCACUGCACCAGUAUCUGAAUUAAUCAGAGGUACCGUAUGCGAGAGUAAUGGUGGAUUCAAUGGAAAUUUUAAUAAUAUUAAUGGAAAUGCUGGGAGUGUAAAUUUUAAUGAUAACAUUAACUUUAACAGCCAAAAUGAAAAUUUCAAUAACAAUGAUAAUAUCAACUUCAAUAAUGGACUUGGUAUUAAUCCGUCGCGCCCACCGCGUCCUAGUACACCAAACUUUAAUAGAGGAGAAAACGCUAAUGGCUGGUCAACUCCUAAUAGAAAUAAAUAACAUGAAUACAACCAAUAUAAAUUAAACAAAACAAUUGCAAUUUAUCUUAUGUAAAUAUUUUUAAAUUUACCAAUAAAUCGUAUUUAAUUUUGUAAUAUGUAUUAAGCAUUUUACAAUAUGAUAAAUGUGUAACUGACUAGCUUUAUAUUAAUUUAUUUGUGUAACUGAAAGACUGUAACAGAUUUUAUGUAUUAUAUUCGCAAUUUUUUAUUUUUAUGUACUAAUAUUAUUUGAUGUGUACCACUUGAACAUUUUUUACAUAUAUAUGCUUAA
Molecule: messenger RNA, 1891 nt
Organism: Daktulosphaira vitifoliae (grape phylloxera)
Lineage: Eukaryota; Metazoa; Arthropoda; Insecta; Hemiptera; Phylloxeridae
Product: protein yellow
Exons: 3
Coding region: 146-1618 (490 amino acids)
Cellular component (GO): extracellular region
Source: RefSeq, a predicted model, not a curated record